CGGGUGGUCUUCCAUCCGGUCUUACAGUUUAUAGUAAAUCACGAGGCGUUCAUCGUCUACAAAUUGCGUGUGAGACCCUCGUAACAGAACAAGAUUGUCUGGCCCUGCACAAGGCACCCAUCGACGGCAGCUUGACCACUCAAAGUAAUUGCGGCGAGCCAUCGACCCAUCCAUCACGGAAGCAGACAGCCCCAAGAUCUGCACCAUGGCCGACCACGCCAGCCUCCUCAAGCUCGCCGAGACAGAGGUGUCUCUGGAGAUCACAAAGGAACAGUACGGUCCGGUCCUCACGAACCCGCCUUUUGUCUACCUAGACGGGACCCUCAACACCAGAGACCUCGGAUUGAUCCCAGACAGCCCGCUCCGCGCAGGCUUCGCGUAUCGCUCUGGUCUCCUGUCCAACAUCACAGACAAUGGCAGGGCUGUGCUCGAGGGUAAGCUUGGCAUCAAGCGCGUGUUUGACCUGCGGUCUCAGCCGGAACGAGAAAAGGCGCCCGAGCCGGUCUUCGAAGGUGUAGAGACCACGUGGAUCCCGAGUACGCGACCCGGCUCGAGACUAGACCUGGCAAUGUUCGCUUCAGGUGGUGGUGAGGCCGGGUACGAGGACAUGUACUUGGAAGUGAUUGAGGUCUAUGUCCCAAGCUGGAAAGCUAUCCUAGAGCACGUGCGAGACCGCCCCGACGAGCCGUUCCUAGUGCACUGCACAGCUGGCCGUGACAGGACUGGCGUUUUCGGCGGCCUUCUCCUGACACUUGCGGGUGCAUCCGAGGAGACGGUCACGCUAGACUACCUGCUAUCCAGAGUCGGUACUGAGCCAGUCCGGCUCAUGCUGCUCCAUCUUCGCGCUUCCUCCUGGAAGGCAUUCACCGAUGGCGUACAGAAGAAGUAUGGAGGGUUUGUCCAGUUUGCCAAGCAGGAGCUUGGAUUCUCUGAAGAAGAUCUUGCCACGAUCAAGAAGAACGCAACAAGCCCACGUAGUUGAUUUCGGGAAGAGACAACUCUGCGACUUGGGUCAUUAGUAGUCGGAGAGGCGGUCGUUCCUGAUUUUCACCAGCAAGGACUAUCCGUGACCGGAAUGAAUAGAACCAUGUCUCUACGUUUUUCCUCACCCGCAUCGUCUCGCAGUAGACAACCAACGACACGUAAUGGUGGUGCCGACAUGUUCCGCGCAAGACAACGUUUACCCUGCCGAUUAUCCGUAUGAUUUUGUACGCAGGCCUGUAAGAGACGGCCACAGGCCUGUUCCCAAGAGAUAGCAGUUGCGGCCGAAAUCCUGAGAGCGACUCCCACUCCUUCCC
Molecule: messenger RNA, 1298 nt
Organism: Microdochium trichocladiopsis
Lineage: Eukaryota; Fungi; Ascomycota; Sordariomycetes; Xylariales; Microdochiaceae
Product: protein-tyrosine phosphatase-like protein
Exons: 3
Coding region: 206-982 (258 amino acids)
Biological process (GO): dephosphorylation; methylation
Molecular function (GO): methyltransferase activity; nucleic acid binding; phosphoprotein phosphatase activity
Source: RefSeq, a predicted model, not a curated record